Molecule: messenger RNA, 2238 nt
Organism: Verticillium nonalfalfae
Lineage: Eukaryota; Fungi; Ascomycota; Sordariomycetes; Glomerellales; Plectosphaerellaceae
Gene: SSE1
Product: adenyl-nucleotide exchange factor sse1
Exons: 5
Coding region: 1-2238 (745 amino acids)
Biological process (GO): protein folding
Cellular component (GO): nucleus; cytosol
Molecular function (GO): ATP-dependent protein folding chaperone; ATP binding
Source: RefSeq, a predicted model, not a curated record
AUGAGUGUCGUUGGUAGGUUGUUCCCUAUUCCUGCUGCUUCCACUUCUUCCCCCUCCGGUGUCGAUUUCGGAACCCUCAAGACGGUCAUUGCUGUCGCCCGCAACCGUGGCGUUGACGUUAUUUGCAAUGAGGUCUCCAACCGUGCCACCCCUUCCCUUGUCGGCUUCGGCCCCAAGUCGCGAUACCUCGGCGAGACUGCCAAGACGCAAGAAAUGUCCAACCUCAAGAACACUGUCGGCUCCCUGAAGCGCCUCGCCGGCCGCAGCUUCAACGACCCCGAUACCCAGAUCGAGCAGACGCACAUGACCGCUCCCCUCGUCGACAUGAACGGCCAGGUCGGCGCCGAGGUCAACUACCUUGGAAAGAAGGAGAAGUUCACCAACACCCAGCUCAUCGGCAUGUACCUGAGCAAGAUCAAGCAGACCACCGCUGCCGAGAUCAAGCUGCCCGUCUCUGACCUUGUCAUGAGUGUGCCCGCCUGGUUCACCGACAUCCAGCGUCGCGCUCUGAUCGACGCUGCCGAGAUUGCCGGCCUCAAGCUUCUCCGCCUCAUGAACGACACAACCGCUGCCGCUCUCGGCUGGGGUAUCACCAAGCUCGACCUCCCUGCGCCCGAGGAGGCUCCCCGCCGCGUCGCCUUCAUUGACAUUGGCCACAGCAACUACACCUGCUCCAUCAUCGAGUUCAAGAAGGGCGAGCUCGCCGUCAAGGCGACCACCUACGACCGCCACUUUGGCGGCCGCGACUUUGACAAGGCCAUUGUCGACCACCUGCAGAAGGAGUUCAAAGGCAAGUACGGCUGCGACAUCAACACCCACCCCAGGGCCUACGCUCGUACCGUUGCCGCUGCCGAGAAGUGCAAGAAGAUUCUGUCGGCGAACCAGCAGUCCCCUGUCAACGUCGAGUCCCUCAUGAACGACAUUGACGUUUCCGCCAUGAUCACGCGCCAGGAGUUCGAGGCCAUGGUUGAGCCUCUCCUGGCCCGCGUCCACGUUCCUCUUGAGCAGGCCCUCGCCGACGCCAAGCUGACCAAGGAUGACAUUGACGUGAUUGAGAUCCUCGGCGGCGGUUCCCGUGUGCCCGCCCUCAAGGAGAGGAUCCAGGAGUUCUUCGGCAAGACCCUGUCCUUCACCCUCAACCAGGACGAGGCCGUCGCCCGCGGUUGCGCUUUCAGCUGCGCCAUUCUGUCCCCCGUCUUCCGUGUCCGUGACUUCACCGUCCAGGACAUCAUGAGCUACCCCGUCGAGUUCGCCUGGGAGAAGGCUGCCGACAUUCCUGAUGAGGAGACGAGCCUGACAGUCUUUAACAGGGGCAACGUUCUGCCCUCGACCAAGAUCCUGACUUUCUACCGGAAACAGCCCUUCGAUCUCGAGGCCAGAUACGUCAAGCCCGAGCUUCUGCCCGGCAAGAUCAACCCAUGGAUCGGCCGCUUCUCCGUCAAGGGCGUCCAGGCCGACGGCAAGGACGACUUUAUGAUCUGCAAGCUCAAGGCCCGUGUCAACAUUCACGGUGUCCUCAAUGUCGAGAGCGGCUACUACGUCGAGGACCAGGAGGUCGAGGAGGAGAUCAAGGAGGAGGCCAAGGACGGCGAGAAGAAGGACCCUGAUCUAACCAAGACUUUUUCCGAUAAGGCCAUGGAGACGGACAACAAGGACGACGCCCCCAAGAAGACCCGCAAGGUCAAGAAGCAGGUCCGCAAGGGUGACCUCCCUAUUUCCACCGGCACCGCCUCGCUUCCCGAGUCCACCAAGGUUGCGCUCUUCGAGAAGGAGAACGCCAUGGUCAUGGAGGACAAGCUGGUGGCCGACACGGAGGAGAAGAAGAACGAGCUCGAGACCUACAUCUACGACCUCCGCAACAAGCUCGAUGACCAGUACGCCGAGCUUGCCACCGAGGAGGAGAAGAACAAGAUCAAGGAGAAGCUUGAGGCUAGCGAGGACUGGCUCUACGAUGAGGGUGACGACACGACCAAGGCCGUGUACAUUGCCAAGAUUGACGAGCUCCGCGCCAUGGCUGGACCCAUCAUGCAGCGCCAUUUCGAGAAGGUCGAGGCUGAGCGCCAGGCCGUUCAGGCCAAGAUUGACGCCGAGAAGGAGGCCAAGCGUGCUGCCGAUGAGGAGGCUCGCAAGGCCGCCGAGGCCGAGAAGGCCGCCAACGGCGGCAAGGACGAGGAGAUGACCGACGCCGCGGGCGAGGCGAAACCCGAUGUCGACGAGACUGGCGAGGCCUCCAAGUAA